Molecule: messenger RNA, 980 nt
Organism: Ananas comosus (pineapple)
Lineage: Eukaryota; Viridiplantae; Streptophyta; Magnoliopsida; Poales; Bromeliaceae
Product: zinc finger A20 and AN1 domain-containing stress-associated protein 5-like
Exons: 2
Coding region: 281-769 (162 amino acids)
Molecular function (GO): DNA binding; zinc ion binding
Source: RefSeq, a predicted model, not a curated record
UUAAAAAAAAAAAUCUUCGCCCACCCAUUUCCCUCUCUAACUCCUCUCCGCGUCGUUAAUUGAUUCCUCUCUCUCUCUCCCCUCGUUUCACCCCUUUAUAUCUCUCCACCCACGACGCCCCCCUCUUUCCAAAUCCCAUCUCAUCUCCUCUUCCGAAGCGAUCGAUUCGUUCUUCUUUUUGCUUUUUUUGAUCUUCGGCGAUUCAACAGAUCUUCGAUCUCCUCAAGAUCCGAUCUUAUAUUUCUACAAGAGAUCCAUCGAUCGACCGAGCUUUAAGGAGAUGGCGGAGGAGCAGCGAUUGCAAGAAGGGCACCGGCUCUGCGCGAACAACUGCGGCUUCUUCGGGAGCUCCGCCACCCUCAACCUCUGCUCCAAGUGCUACGGCGACCUCCACCCCUCCCUCGACCAAACCCUAACCCUAACCCUACCCUCCUCCCCUACUCCUUCCCCUUCCUUCCCAUCUUCGUCGCCGCCGCCGCCAUCGUCGUCCUCUUCCUCCUCGUCCUCACCCGAAGCCGCGUCCGGGUCCGGUUCGGCCGGGAUCGGAACCGAACCGGGCCGGGCCGGUCCGGCCCGGCCGAACCGGUGCGCGGCGUGCCGGAGGCGGGUCGGGCUGACCGGGUUCGCGUGCCGGUGCGGGGCCACCUUCUGCGGGGCCCACCGCCACCCUGAGCGCCACACGUGCGGGUUCGACUACAAGGCCGCGGGCCGCGUCGCCCUCGCACGUGCCAACCCCCUCGUCAAGGCCGAUAAGCUCCCGAGGAUCUAGAGAGAUCCCCCUAUCCUCCUACGUGGCGGGACGUAAUUGGUCGCCGUUGUACAAGGGGCCCCACGCGUUAAAUUUGGUGGCCGUGGUUUGUUCAAGCGUUUGUAAUAUUGUUAUUGUGGUUACUAUAUUUUAUUUCGCAAGCUGAAUGAAUGGUUUGUUCAAUGUUCGCACACGAAUUUAAAAAUUAAAAUUUAUUACUCCGUCAAUCGCA